AUGGCGUUGCUGACAGUCACUUACCCGUUUUGGUACUAUUUUGACAAGUGGUUCGGCUCAGUUUUCAGGUAUCCUGCAACUGAGUUCCAAGUCACCCCUGGGGUCACGCCAAUGACCACGCUGGGGGCCACUAUUUCUGUGAUUGUCACUUACUACUGUGUAGUUCUUGGCGGACAGAAGCUCAUGAAAGGGCUCCCUGCGAUGAAACUGCAGACAGCAUUUAUUCUUCACAAUCUCAGCCUAACUGUGAUUAGUUCUCUUCUACUUAUCCUAUUCAUCGAGCAGCUACUGCCAACGCUCUGGAAGAAAGGACUAUUCACUGCCAUUUGCGAGGCUGAAGGAGGAUGGACCAGGGAACUGGUGGUGUUAUACUAUUUGAACUACAUUACCAAGUAUAUCGAGCUGCUUGAUACUGUGUUCUUGGUUCUUAAGAAGAAGCCACUGACAUUUCUUCAUACUUACCAUCAUGGGGCAACCGUUCUCUUAUGCUACACGGAACUCGUCGGCCAGACAUCAGUAUCAUGGGUUCCUAUAACCUUGAAUCUCACCGUCCAUGUGCUCAUGUAUUGGUACUACUUUCAGAGCGCUCGUGGAAUCCGCGUCUGGUGGAAGCAGUGGAUUACAGUGCUUCAAAUUAUACAGUUUAUCAUCGACAUUGGGUUUAUAUACUUUGCUUCAUAUACAUACUUCGCGUCUACAUACUUCCCAUGGGCGCCGAAUGCAGGUAGCUGCAUGGGAGAGGAGUAUGCAGCGGGUUUCGGGGUUUUUAUUAUCACCUCUUAUCUUCUGUUGUUCAUCUCAUUCUAUUUGACGACAUAUAAAUCUAAGGCUCCACAACUACGACGAAAUUUGAACGCUAUGGUAGAGGGAAAGAGGAUAUUCUAA
Talaromyces proteolyticus is the source of this 885-nucleotide messenger RNA. Its product is annotated as ELO family. Bases 1 to 885 code for a protein of 294 amino acids. Gene Ontology annotation, cellular component: endoplasmic reticulum membrane. Gene Ontology annotation, biological process: sphingolipid biosynthetic process; very long-chain fatty acid biosynthetic process; fatty acid elongation, saturated fatty acid. The transcript is spliced from 3 exons. Lineage: Eukaryota; Fungi; Ascomycota; Eurotiomycetes; Eurotiales; Trichocomaceae. Gene Ontology annotation, molecular function: fatty acid elongase activity. The record is from RefSeq and is a predicted model, not a curated record.